Molecule: messenger RNA, 1283 nt
Organism: Neoarius graeffei (lesser salmon catfish)
Lineage: Eukaryota; Metazoa; Chordata; Actinopteri; Siluriformes; Ariidae
Gene: unga
Product: uracil DNA glycosylase a
Exons: 7
Coding region: 83-955 (290 amino acids)
Biological process (GO): base-excision repair, AP site formation via deaminated base removal; base-excision repair
Cellular component (GO): nucleus; mitochondrion
Molecular function (GO): uracil DNA N-glycosylase activity
Source: RefSeq, a predicted model, not a curated record
GAAACGAAGCAGUGGUUUCGAGACGCACGGAUCACACACAUACACACACUCUCUCUCAGGUUGAGAUUAAUUUAUCGUGAAAAUGAUCGGACAAAAAAGCAUCAAGUCAUUUUUCUCCCCCACCAGCAAAAAAAGAGUCUUUGACGAACUGACCGGAACUGAGGACGUGUGUAAUGUGAAAAAGCUGAAGGCUGGCAGUGAUGUGCUACUGAGUUCGGAGCAGCUCGAGCGGAUCGCCAGGAAUAAAGCGGCGGCUCUGGAGCGGCUGUCCGCCCGCUGUGGGCCUGCGGGAGUCGGGGAGAGCUGGAGGAGAGCACUGGGAGCCGAGUUCAACAAACACUACUUCACAUCGUUAAUGAACUUUGUGCAUGAUGAGAGGCAGAGACACACCGUGUAUCCGCCCCAGGAGCAGGUGUUCACAUGGACACAGAUGUGCCAGAUUGAAGAUGUGAAGGUGGUUGUUCUUGGUCAGGAUCCCUAUCACGGACCAAAUCAGGCUCAUGGCUUAUGUUUCAGCGUGCAGAGACCUGUUCCACCUCCUCCAAGCUUGGUGAACAUGUAUAAAGAACUGGAGUCAGACAUUGAAGGCUUUCAGCAUCCAGGCCAUGGUGACCUAACAGGAUGGGCAAAGCAAGGUGUCCUGCUGCUGAACGCAGUGUUAACUGUGCGAGCACAUCAGGCCAAUUCGCACAAGGACAAAGGCUGGGAGACGUUCACAGACGCUGUGGUGCAGUGGCUUAGCAUUAACCUGGAGGGCCUGGUCUUCAUGCUAUGGGGCUCGUACGCUCAGAAGAAGGGUGCUGCGAUCAAUAGAAAACGACACCACGUCCUCCAGACGGUUCACCCGUCCCCGCUGUCUGCACACCGUGGCUUCUUUGGAUGCAAGCAUUUCUCAAAGACCAAUGAACUGCUGCUGAAAUCUGGGAAAAAACCCAUAGACUGGAAAGCACUGUGAGUUUAGUGAACGUGCAGGGUUAAGGUGAACAUUCAGUUCAUAGUAAGCUCCUUUUUUUUUUUUUCUGUGGUUAUCCACAGUUGUACACUAUUUUACACUGGACCUUUUCUCCAGGCCAUCCUCUGUUGUGGUUUCUUUUUCUUCCCCCUUUUAGAACAAAGAUGUUUUCACAAUAACAGUAUUUUUGUAUGUUUGGACAGUUCAUUUGCAGUGCUGUUUUUGAUGUAUUUGGGAUGGGAGGAUCUCCCCCCUAUACUUUUUUGCACUUUUUAUAAAAACUUUCUGUACAUUUUACAAAAGGUUUUUCUUAAUAAACUUGAUAAAAGUG